Trachemys scripta elegans is the source of this 2840-nucleotide messenger RNA. It is a transcript of the gene PRR15, whose product is annotated as proline rich 15. The transcript has a single exon. The record is from RefSeq and is a predicted model, not a curated record. NCBI's taxonomy places the organism in Eukaryota, Metazoa, Chordata, Testudines, Emydidae. The coding region runs from base 123 to 473 and encodes 116 amino acids.
CCGCGCCGCGAGCGCCCCGGGGAGUUCCCUGCCUCGCACGUGGUCGCAGCCCAGGUGAGCCGAGCCGGAGCGGGGAGCGGCUGCCUCCUGCCCAGGCGGCGGUGGCUGGGCGCCGGGAGAAGAUGGCUGACAGCACCGCGGCCACGGGCUCCUGGUGGAAAGCGCUGACCAGCAGCAGGAAAAAAGCCAAGGAGGGGCCGGUGGCCGGAGCGCCGCCGCCCCCGGCUGAGCCCGCCCUGGCGCCGGCGCCCCCCGACCCGGACUCUCGGGAGAACCAGCAGCCCAACUUCAGCAGCAGCGAGCCCAAGUUCGGCGAGAAGCCCGGCGGCGGCGGCAGCAGCCGCAGGAACCUGAAGAUCUCCCGCUCCGGCCGCUUCAAGGAGAAGCGCAAGGUGCGAGCCCCUCUGCUGGCCGAGAGCCCCAAGCUGUUCGAGGGCAGCGCGCCCAGCCACGCCGGCGAGGAGAGGCAAUAGCUGCGGCUGUUUGCUGCCGUACAGCCUCCGUCUGACCGAGACUGGCCCUUGCAGCCAGUCCCCCAGCUCUCGCUCCUCCACCACCCAAGGAGCCGUGACUCCGUGUGGGCUAGAGGAGGAGACACCUGCUGCUUUGGAAACGCCUCGGGUGCCUCUCGUCGCUAGGAGGAGGCCUUCCCUCCCCGGGGGGCGCGGUGACCCCGCUGUAACCAGGGCAGGGAUGAACCUAUUGUCUCGUUCGGAUUCCAAAUUUUGGAAACAAAAAUAAUCCCAGCGCCGUGUGUCUCUGUUCCUGGCUGCUGCACUUUGGACUGGAAUAUCACCCUUGCUGGCUGGAGCUGACCAGCGCUGCCCUGCUGCUUAUUUUAGGGGGUAGGGCGGGUACCUUUCUUGAUCAAAAAUAGCUCAAGCAAUUGGGGAUGAAUUUUAAUAAUGAAAUAAAGCUGAAGUGUAAAUGCAGAUUUUCUUGGUCGGAAUUGGAAGGUGCAAAGACGCUACAAGCGUGACUAAGACAAUGCACUGCCAUAAAUUACUCGCGUGCUGUGUAAAUUAACAACGCGUAUAAACCAAAGUCUAGGAAGAGGAUAGGAACAUAUUCAAUUACAUUCACAAUGCAGUAGACUAUAAUAUGUUGUAGUGUCAGCACCAGGGCAACCUAUGUCCCUCCAGACGGCAGACCCCCUCCCCUCUGCAGUAGCUUUUCCAAAUAGGUGGCUAUCCUUUCUCGGCUUUCUGACCAAGGGGAUUGUUCAUUGCUCUAAUACACUAAGAUGAACCCUCUUUUAAAGGGAAUGAGAUUGAAGUAUUCUUACCUAAAUUCAAGGCCAAGAACUUCCAGGGGUACCUGUAGAUCUCUAACAAUCAUGGUCCUGUUUGCCUCUAGUAGAUACGUCAAGCAAAAGAGUAAACGAAUCCCUCUUACAUUCAGUGAGUUAUAAGAGGGUUAUUGUAAGUGAGAGGCGCUUGGGUUCCCCUGCUCCCAUCUAAGUGUUAGGAUUUGCCUCUUGCCUAUUUGAAUAGAAUUUCUCUCUCCAUCCUUCCCCCCUCCCACAAAACUUCUAGGUAAUUACAAGGAAUUGCUCAAGAGGUGAAUCUGUAAUUUUCUUGUAGAGAAGAGCUCUUCAGAUUUGUCAUUCAGCUCACUAAGGAAGGUACACAAUGCAUUUAGUAUGGUUCUCUGGUAACUGAUGGUUUCAAUCUAAUGAAACUCAACCAAAGACAUUGGGUGAUAACACGUAAAUGUCUUUUAGGGAGAGAAUAACUCUGGUGAUGCUGAACAGAGUUGUGUUUAGUAUGUUUGCAGCCAACACUGAAAGCAAGAAUGCUCAUUAACAUGUAAAUGGCUAUUGGUGGUGAUGAUGGUGGUCUUAGCCUUUAUCCCUAUGAAAACAGGCUCAAGGUUCCCAAAGUUUCUGCUGGUUGCAAUCAAGCAUGAAGUGGAACUACUGAUUCUCCUAAUAACUGAAAUCUCAAACAUCCCUUGAGUUUUCAGAAAGGCCCUAUCACAAAGCGAACCAUUAGCCAAAAUACAUUGGCUGAGACACUGAGAUGUAAUGAGGAAAACUAGAGUGGAAAAAUGUCUGUCUAUAGUAUCUAAGGUAAAUAAAACUGAUUUUGAAAACCUAAACCCAAACUAAACCAUGAAUAGUCAAAAUCACUUUCCAUAAGCAGGACUAAAGACAAAUCAAGGCAGCAGAGACUGAAACUUCUUUCCCAACAUAUUAGAAACUUCUAAGAAUUAAUGUAUGGUUGUGAUAUUGAAUAGGCAUUAGUCAGUCCUCCUGAAAUUCCAUGUACUAUGAUUUCUGAGUAACCUUAGUCUAGAUUAAGUAAGUAAUUUACUGUUACUGAAGUGGGACAACAGUAUACUCUUCAGAAGAGUAAAUAGUGAAUGUUGUAAGUAGGUGGUCCAUUAACCUUCAGGUGGGGUUAUGUCUGGAGCGUGUAAGGCUAUGUCCUGCUGAAAAGAGGCCAGGAAAGCCAGACUUCCCAGUUCUAUUGUGACAAAUUUCACUUACUCUGUCCACCUCUGGGGAUAUUUAGAAACCUCUUACCUGAGUAACUCUUCCUACUAUCAAAGAAUUUGGUCAGAUCAAUGACUUUAUAACAGUGCACUCUAAUAUUACUUUAUGCUGUUAAAUAGUCACUGUCCAUGCACAGUAAUAGUGUAGCAUUUGUGGGGAAAAGGCUUAAAUGGGGUUGUGUCCCUCCCCUGUCCUCUUUACUGUUUCUAGAUAUAGCAGUCCCUCCUUCUCUCCCCCAUCCCUGCCACAGCUCACCCUUUACACAUUUAGAUUCUAUUUAAAAAAACAACCUCCCUUUCACUGACUUACAAAGUGAGAUCUCAGCAGUUGGUGUCCUUUUACU